AUGGCUGUCGCUGGACCAAACGCGCUGCCCGCCUCCCCUGCGGAGCCUGUCGCGCUUGCCCUAACAGUCGUCAAAGGAAUACGUCCUUUGCUGGAUCAGUCCAUCCUUUGCUGGAUUGAGCAUGCCCCGCCUUCGCCGCCGACUCACCGCGCCCGCCGUCGCCGCGUCCCAAAAAGUGAUUCGUGGUUUGCUGGCUUGGGAUCCACGCCCACCUUCAUCGCCCUGCCCGUUGCACUCGCGCUCGCCGUGACCGCCUUGAAAGCAAUCUAUCCCCUACUGGAGCAAGCUUGCCGUCUGCCUUCAUUGCUGAGCCCCGGAAGAUUAUCGUCCGCAGACUUAGCUAUCAGCGGCCAUGUCCUUGUACUUCUCAUUUAG
This is a messenger RNA of Punctularia strigosozonata HHB-11173 SS5, 375 nucleotides long. RefSeq lists its product as uncharacterized. The record is from RefSeq and is a predicted model, not a curated record. Bases 1 to 375 code for a protein of 124 amino acids. The transcript has 2 exons. Lineage: Eukaryota; Fungi; Basidiomycota; Agaricomycetes; Corticiales; Punctulariaceae.